AUGGGUGAAGUAGGGGGAGCAGUCAAUGGAAGAGCUACCGCAUCCGUGGAACUUCUCGAUCUCCGAGUACCGAAUCCUAGGUGGGUACGCGCGACUCCCAUGAGCAACAGAAGGUCUUCAUUCGGUCUUGCUGCUAGUGGCGACAGGCUCAUCGCUAUUGGCGGCUGUGAUGGACAAAGCUAUGUGAAAAAGAAUGAGAGGUGUUGA
This is a messenger RNA of Ostertagia ostertagi, 207 nucleotides long. NCBI's taxonomy places the organism in Eukaryota, Metazoa, Nematoda, Chromadorea, Rhabditida, Trichostrongylidae. The record is from the annotation of a GenBank genome assembly.